Felis catus (domestic cat) is the source of this 6699-nucleotide messenger RNA. RefSeq names its product RWD domain containing 3 (gene RWDD3). The transcript is spliced from 4 exons. Gene Ontology annotation, molecular function: protein binding. Bases 5767 to 6612 code for a protein of 281 amino acids. The record is from RefSeq and is a predicted model, not a curated record. Gene Ontology annotation, biological process: positive regulation of hypoxia-inducible factor-1alpha signaling pathway; positive regulation of protein sumoylation. Lineage: Eukaryota; Metazoa; Chordata; Mammalia; Carnivora; Felidae.
UCUCUCUGCCCCUCCCCAGGUCUCUCUCUCUCUCUCUCUCUCUCUCUCACACACACACACACACACACACACACUCUCUCUCUCUCUCUCUCUCUCUCAAAAAUAAAUAAACAUUAAAAAAAUUUAACAAGCCAAUAAUGCUAGAACAAUUAUAAUGCUAUAACUGUAAUAAAAGUUAUGUGAAUGUGGUCUCUCUCCCUCAAAAUACCUUGCUGUGUGGGACUCACCCUUCCUGUGAUGAUGUGAGAUGACCAGAUGCCUGCGUGAGGACAUGCGGUGAGAUGAGUGACCUAGACGGGUGAUGGGGUGACUACUGACCUCCUGAUGAUUCGUCAGAAGGAGGAUCAUCGCUUGUCCACAGCGGUUGACCCAACCUAUGUUGGAGAAUGUCUAACAUGAUGGCCAAACCAGGACUCCUCGGCCUUCUCUGAAAGCUCUCAGUUUACCUGGCAGGACGCUUAUCGCCUGGUCCCAGGAAAGGUUGGUGCCUCUCCCAAACUGCAUUUGGAGCUUCUGGAGGACAGUGACUGCGUCUUGUUCAGUCAGGGAAUGCCUGAGAGCUCCUAAAGUCACUAGCAUAUAGUAGGUGCUCCAUAACUCUGUUGAAUAAGAAAUUGUAUAAAGAGUUACACUUUGCAGUGAGCUUAUUUGUAUCACGAAUACUCACUGAAUUCCUAAUUUGCUAGGCACUCUUUUAGGCAUGGAGGGUACAGAGGUGAACAAGACUGAUAAGGCCCCGAGCUUCAUGGAAAUCAAAAUUCUCAUGGAGACAGACAAUCAGCGGGUUGGACUCUGUUUUUGAUGUCUGGCUGCUGACAGCUUUCAAGCCCCAGCCCUCCCUUUUCUCUUCUGUUCCACCUCCAGACAAGUGGGUAAGAAAGUCUGGGCACUCCCUCCCUUGUUCAGGCCACAGAAACCCCAGGGAGGCACAGGAGAAUUCUAACCCCGGACCCACCCCCUAACCACAGUGAACAGCAGAGCCAUUUGUCCCUGCCUUCAGUUAGACCAUUUUGAAUUGCCCUGCUCUUCCCAGAAAGCCUCAGCAUGUGAGCAAUAAACCCUUUCAGACCCUCCUGGUGCAUGUGUGUCCUCAUCACUUUGUAUAUCUGAACCACUUUGGUGGUGCUGGUGGGGCACCGAUCCUGUUUUCUGUGGAGCAACCACGAGACACAUGUAAACAAAUAAACAAGUUGAUUUCAUAUAAUGGUAAAUGUUAUGGGAAAAAUAAAACGAGACAAUGAGACAGACAGUGAGGGGUGGUCGCGGUCAAGGGAUGGAAAAAGGGUAAAUUAUGUGUGUGACGACUUAAUCUCUUGACUAAAACUCCACUUGAUGUGGUGGGGACUGCCAGCUGCCUCCCAAUAUUUUCCCUUUCUCCAUAAUAAGAAAGGAAUAAUAAUAAUAAUGGUUCAUUUCUUCCUCUACUUUUCGCCUGAUACAUGGCCUCUCAGUAAAAAAUGACAUUUUCCAACCUCUCUUUUUGCUGGGAGUGGUCAUGGAACUAGAUUCUAGUCAAAUAGAUUGGACAGAAUCCUAUUCUCCUGCCCAGAUAUAGACUUGGUGCUUGGAGUUCCGAUGGCCGCCCUGCAGCACAGCACGGCAUGCACAGGGGAUCAAAGCUGUGCAGGGUAGGGCCACCGAAGGGAAAGACAGUAGGUCCCUACGCUGUGGGGUACCCCAGCGCUGCCUGCCUCCCUCCUCUUGAACCUUUAAGACAAAACCACUUGUCUCUUGUUAAGGGCACUGAAGUUUCAGGUUUUAUGCUUUUUCUUAGGAAUGAAUCCUAAGCCACACAUUUGUUGAACACAUGUAUGUGAACACAUGUAUGAACUUCAGAACCUGUUAUCUUCUUUUCUUUUCCCUUCCCUCCCAUUUCCUCCCUUUCUUUUCUGUUCUUUUUUUCCUUAUGAGCAGUAUGCAAAACUCAAAUAUCUGACGUAUUUUCUAUUGAAUACAUUUUAGAAAUUAACUGUUAUUGUAGAGAAUAUAAAAUACACGAGAGUAGACAGAAUAAAAUACCGAAUCCUUCUGCACCAAAACUCUGCCUCACCAACUAUUAAUCUGUGGUCAACUCAGCCACAUCCACACGCUAGCUUCUCCCCACCUUCCUACAUUAUUUUGAAGCAAAUCUCAGAUCGCAUAUUAUUUCCAAAUGAAGUUUUCAGGUCUCUCUGUUGCUUAAAAAGCAGAUGAAGCAAUAUUCUUCUUUUGGAAAUAAAGCCAAAUUUUAACUCAUGUUCUUCUUUACCUCAUAAAAAAUCAUCCUUUCUGUAUCAUCUUCUGAAGUGUUCCUAUUUCCCACCUCUUUGCUCCUCCUCCACUCCUCUUUUUCUCCCUCAUUCCCUUGUUCCCUCCCUCUCUCUGUAUCUAAUACAUCUUUUGCCUAUAGGUCCCCCACUUUAAAAAAAAAGGAAAUCCAGGUCUAAUUUUCCCAUAGAUGUGGUUCUUUGAUCUACCUCCCUCUUUCAAUUUUCAACCACAGAGAAUCUAUUUUGCCAAAAUGGCAGAGUUUCCUCAUUUAUAGUCCCUUUAUGAGUCUGAAAGGAAGGAUUUUUAAAAAGUCACAUAGUCUCCAAACUAACCCCCCCCCCCUUUUCCUCAUAAUAAAAACUGGCUACAUUGUAGUACAAUGUGAGAAAAUAUAAUUAAUAAGAGGAAUCCAGUUACAGUAAUUGCCAAAGUUAAGUAUUGGAUGUUAUUUUAACUAUACAAACUCUAAAACCCUAAUGGUACUGAAGACUUGUUUUUAUAAAUUGAUAAGGCAUUGUGGGCGUGGGCCAUGUGGAUGUUUUCCCACAAAGCAAGCCGGAACUGUUUUGCUAUCACUCAUGCAUAAGAAUCAAGCGUGUUUUUCGUAGGCAGAGUGUAACCAAUCUUUUGGAGUUAAGUACAGAUUAUCUGGACAUGGCAGAGGCAGAUCUUGCCACAAAAUGGUAUAAGAGUCACUGUCAAAUUCUCAUGGAUUUUAUUUGCUCUUAUUUUGUUAUCUUGGUGAAAAAUAAAUUUGUUGACUUUCACACUGUAACAGAACGAAAAGAGCUAUGACCAAUCAACACAACUGACUUUGUGUACUUUUGGAAACCUACGGUGUUCCCAAGCAUUACAAACAUAUUUCUCCUCUGGGAACUUGUGGGAGGUACACCCAUUGCUUUCACCUAUUGAUACUAAACUUCGCACCAAUAUGGAAAAGUGGUGAAAGAACCUGUAAUUGUUGCUCAUUGUGUUUACCCAGCUAACCGAAGACUUAAGUCUUUGAGAACAAGGUUCGUUGCUUUCAUCUCUAUAUUUCAAAACACUCAGCUCCUAGGGCCAGACCAGUCAACAGUCCAGGUGUGCCCAAGAACGUUUUGUGAAAUAAGUAAAUACAGAAAAAUACAGAAAUUCUUUAGACAAAACCAGUAGCACAACUUAACUGAAGUUCAGGUUCAUUUAGCAUGUUGGCAUUUAAUGCCUCUUUUGUUCUUUAAGUGGUUCUCUCUCUCUCUCUCUCUCUCUCUCUCUCUCUCUCUCUCUCUCUCUUUAAGUUUUUAUUUUAAUUCCAGUUAGUUCUUAACAGUGUUAUAUUAGUUUCAAGUGUACAAUCCUCUGGGUGGUUCUUAAAAGCAUUUUUACUUGUCUUAUAGUUAUGAUCAUUUUCCUUACCACAUCUCAUUACUUCAGUAUUUAGCUUUUUUGACAUGAUACUAACGUUUAACCAACCUUUCCUAAUACUUUUUUUUUUUUAAUGUUUAUUUUUGAGAGGUGGGGAGAGGCAGAGAGAGAGGGAGACAGGAUCCAAGGCAGAUUCCACAAGGACAGCAGAGGGACGGAUGCAAAGCUCAAACUCACAAACCACAAGAUCAUGACUUGGGCCGAAGUUGGACGUUCAACUGACUGAACUGCCCAGGCGCCCCUGUCCUAAUACUCUUAAAAUUGUGUGUUCCACUUCUAUGCCCAAGUGGGGUUUGACUUAAAAUUUCAGAUACAGAGUGAGUAUUUAGAUCUACACACUACUCACGAUAAAGUGAAUAGAAGUGUUUUCCAAGAGAAGUUAAAGGAACUAUCUCCUGGGCUAGUGGUUUUAACUGGAGAUGAAAGAUUGAAAACUUCUCCCCCUUAUGGUCUUGGGAAAACAACUAUUUAGAAAAGUUGUAUGUAUAAAUAAUAUUCUAGCCACCCAUACACUGUUUGAGGGAGAGGAAGUGGCAGAGAGGCAGAGAAAGAGACAGUGAUCUAACUAGACAUUCAUCCACAUGUCUAGACAUUCAUUCCACAUUUAAAUAUUUAGAAUUUUCAGUAGCCUGUGAAUACAAGAAAAUUUAUUACAUUAAGGUAGGCUUUAGAUAUUUGACAUGUAGCUGAUAUUUUCAUAGUGUGAGAAAUAUCAAGCUGACAUUAUACUUUCUCUGUGAUGAUUACUUCCAAAUGUCAGAGAGUAGAAACUUAUUCAUGGGAUUUCAGGGCCUUAGGAUAGUGUCAAUUUAAAAGACAUUCACAUCGACUUCUUUUUUAUUUAAACAUGCUAAAUGGAGGAUGAAAAGCAGGUUAAGAAAUCAACAGAGAAAGGAAGAGCAAAGAAGAAACCUAUUGACAAGAAAAUUUUGAAUAGAUUGAUGUACUCUUACAUAAAUUUCAUGGAAUCCUAGCUGACAGCAGCCUUCCUGAUUGUCUCCUAAUAUUUCUGACAACUGGAGUCUUGCUGUUCACAUUACUUCACUCAUAUCACUUACAUUGAAUUUGGGAAAUUAAAAAAAAAGAUACGAACUAUUUGAUUUUUUUAUAGACCACUUUUAAUAAGUCAAAUAACUAAUAUUUGUAUUUUAAUACUGACAUUAGACUUUAAAAUUAAAUAACUUAGUGAUAUUUUAAAUUAACAAUUUAUUCUUUCGUUCACCAAACUCCUUAGAAACUAGUUAUGAACCUACUGCACUGCUGCUAUUUUGGAAAUAACUCAAAGAAAUUUAAAGAAUUAUUAUUAAACAAAUUGGCCACCUCAGAGAUAAUUGUGAGUUUAAAUAAAUCUUUGUCUUUCCAACUAUGCAUGGCAGUGCUCUUAAUUACUUGGGGUCACGGAAAUCCCAUGGCAGGGCAUCCUGUGAAAUGCAUUUCUCCCGCAGUCUAUCUGGUUAGAUUUCCUUUCUGUUUUUGGAAGUCAGCAUCUUUCCUUUUUAAAAUCCCUCUUUAGCAACAGUGGUAAUGAUGUUGAGGAUGGUAACAUGGAUUCAGAAUCUUAAAACCAGUCCCUUUUGUUGUGACUUCUGUAGGUCAGUGACAGGAGUCACUGUGUAGCCAUCUAAAUUCUCUGAUUUAUCUUACAAAAUGUUAUUUCUGAUACAAACAAAAAUUGUGGAACUUCCAAGAGCUAGACCAGCUACUUCUUGGCGUUGCAAAAUUUUAAAUUGUUAUUUGGAAAAACAAAAGGACAAACCAAACAUGCUGACUGAUAGAACUAUCACAGAGGAUCACUGUAAUCUUGUUCACUAAAUCAAAACUGGAACAAAAGGGAUUGAUAAUUCUAAAACCCUAUUGGUAUUGCUCAAAUUCUUAAACUGAGGUGCUGGAUUCAAGGAUGAUCAUUACAUUAUUAAGCUUUAAGAGUCACAUGUUUUGUAAGCAUCGAAUAUCACAAAAUGAAUAAUACUGAAAAGCCAGCGAUCGCUACAUUUACACUCGAUUGUACCCCAAAGACCAAGGAGUCUGGGCUAUCCCCUGUAAAGGCAGGAGACCAAUGGGGAAGGUGAAGACGUUAAGAGGCCUAUCCAGGACCACCCCAGUAACAUCCGUAGAAUGGCAGGACCGGCAGGUCCAGCCCUCUGCUUUUGCCGCGUUGAGAGAAAGAGGUCCCAGGAAUCCAGCCCUGUUCCAGAGUCCCAGCGCCAGUUACAGCUCAGCAUCUGGGGUUGUUACUGCCCCGGGGCCUUUUCCGGGAGUCCCACGCUGCCAGGGUCACUGCAAGCUUCAUCGGACAGAGUCUCACCUGCUCUGUUACCUCUCAUGUCCCCAACACCUACUUCAAUUCUGAGCCGGACGAGGGCUCACCUCCCCGCUGGUCACUUUCCUGCUUGUUUUUGUCUCCCUAAUCGCCAAAGUUCCUUUCGCCCAGACUGUUCUCUACCCAGGCAGCCUAAGGCCAAGUCUGGGAGGGAAUGGUGGGCGUUCAAAGCUUUAGCCUGGGCUAAAGCUAGGGGAUCUUGGGCUUUGCCGGGAGGCCUCCUCCCUCUGUCAGGAAAGCAACGGGUGAGCUGCACGAUCGCCGCAGGCCUCCGGGAAAAGUACCCCCAGAACCACCGGGCCUCGCGUCCGGAGUCAACCAGCAGGAGCUUGUGGGCGGGACUCCUACCGCCGCGGUCCCCUCGCGGUCCAGCGCGCGGGAGAGGCGCGGGGCGCCCCCCAGUGGCUGCCCAGCCGCACCGCUCGGGCCGAUGGAGGGAGGGACGGCGGCGGCGGCGGAAGGGGAGGGGCGGCGGCGGCGGCAGCGGCGGCGGGGUGGUCAUGGCGGAGUCGGCGCGGGAAGAGCUCUCGGCCCUGGCCGCGAUUUUCUGCGGGCCCGGCGAGUGGGAAGUGCUGAGCCACUCAGAGACAGAUGGGACCGUGUUCAGAAUUCUCACAAAAGCUGAAGGACUUAUGGCUUGAGGUACUUCUGAAAAGCUAAUUAGGACUUCCAGAAGAUAGAAGAUGGGGGGCCAAGGGCUGGGACCCCUGAAGGACUGCACUGUAAGA